Molecule: messenger RNA, 2767 nt
Organism: Galleria mellonella (greater wax moth)
Lineage: Eukaryota; Metazoa; Arthropoda; Insecta; Lepidoptera; Pyralidae
Product: protein HID1
Exons: 17
Coding region: 72-2492 (806 amino acids)
Cellular component (GO): membrane; Golgi trans cisterna; Golgi medial cisterna
Source: RefSeq, a predicted model, not a curated record
UUCUAUUGUUUUGUAUGGACGUGGAAAAUAUGCUUUCAUUCAAUUUUAUUAACUAAAAUAAUUAAUAUAUAAUGGGUAACGCAGAUACAAAACUAAAUUUUAGAAAAGCUGUUGUUCAGCUCACUUCUAAGUCACAGCCAAUAGACUCUUCAGACGACAGUUUCUGGGAUCAGUUCUGGUCAGAAAGCGUAACUAACGUGCAAGAUGUUUUCGCACUUGUUCCUGGCGCCGAGAUUCGUGCGCUAAGAGAGGAGUCGCCAAACAACUUGGCCACAUUAGUUUACAAGGCUGUUGAGAAGUUAGUUAAGACUGUGGACAGCAGCUGUAGGACUCAAAGGGAACAGCAAACAGCUCUGAAUUGCGCCCGGCUACUGACCAGAGUGUUGCCAUACAUGCUGGAGGAGCCUGAAUGGCACGGAUUCUUCUGGUCAUCACUUCCAGCCGCAAGUGAGAAUGAGUCGGUGCCCCUCGCCCAGUCACUGAUCAAUGCUGUCUGUGAUUUGCUGUUUUGCCCAGACUUCACAGUGGCGAGCACGAAGCGCUCCGGUCCCGAUCGCGCGGAGGAGCUGUCGUCGCUGGACAGCUGCGAGUACAUCUGGGCGGGCGGCGUGGGCUUCGCGCGCAGCCCCGCGCGCUGCGCCGCGCACGACGCCGCGCGCGCCGACCUGCUGCGCCUGCUGCUGGCCUGCUGCAGCGACACCGUCUACACGCCGCCGCACCGCGCCGCCGCGCACCACAACAACUGGAUCGCUUACCUAACGAGUUCGGAGAACCGUCACGCGCUGCCGCUGUUCACGUCGCUGCUGAACACGGUGUGCUCGUACGACCCGGUCGGCCUGGGGCUGCCCUAUAACCAUCUCUUGUUCGCAGACACCCUCGAGCCACUCGUCGAGGUGGCGUUGCAGAUCCUAAUAGUGACACUAGACCACGACACAAGCAACACUGUCAAUGAGGAAACAGACGAGAGUCUCCCGGACAACUUGUUCAUCAACUACCUGUCGCGGAUACACCGCGACGAGGACUUCCAGUUCGCGCUGCGGGGCGUCACGCGACUCCUCAACAACCCGCUCGCCCAGACCUACCUGCCCAACUCGGCCAAGAAGGUCAACCUGCACCAGGAGUUAUUGGUUUUGUUCUGGAAGAUGUGUGACUAUAAUAAGAAAUUCAUGUACUACGUAUUGAAGAGCAGCGACGUUCUAGAAGUGCUGGUCCCAAUAUUGUAUCACUUGAACGACUCGCGCGCAGACCAGUCACGCGUGGGGCUGAUGCACAUCGGCGUGUUCAUCCUGCUGCUGCUGUCCGGGGAGAGGAACUUCGGCGUGCGCCUCAACAAACCGUACACGGCCACCAUACCCAUGGACAUACCCGUGUUCACGGGCACGCACGCCGACCUGCUGGUGGUCGUGUUCCACAAGAUCAUCACCACCGGACACCAGCGGCUGCAGCCGCUGUUCGACUGCCUGCUCACUAUACUCGUUAAUGUAUCACCGUACCUGAAGACUUUGUCGAUGGUGGCGUCCACGAAGUUGCUGCACCUCUUAGAAGCAUUCAGCACACCUUGGUUCCUGUUCUCGCAGCCUCAUCAUCAUCACCUCGUGUUCUUCCUACUGGAGAUGUUCAACAACAUGAUACAGUAUCAAUUUGACGGCAACUCGAACCUGGUGUACACGAUCAUCCGCAAGCGCAGCGUGUUCCACAGCCUGGCCAACCUGCCGCACGAGCACGCCGCCAUCGCGCGCUCGCUGUCGGCCGCGCGCGCCCGCCCGCCGCCGCCCGCCCUCGCGCUGCCCAGGUCGCGCAGCGCGGACAGCGUGUGCGAGCCCGCCAUGGAGGGCUCGCGGCCCGCGCAGCCCGCCGAGCCCGGCACGCUCAACCCCUCGCUGGCGGACACGCCCGCGAUAGCGAGCAUGACGGAGCGCGAGUCCGCGCAUCCGCCGCCGCUAGAGGCCGCGGAGGAGCCGCGCGGCGCCCGGGGAGGCAGCCCCGGACAACACUUAUUGACGCGCGACCGCCCCGCGGGAGACGAACACGCCGAUGGUUCCUCACAGUCCAUCGCGCAUCGGGACAGCAUCCGAGUGAGCACGGGCAGUGACGGCGGUGGCGAGCGUGGCGACGGUGGCGGCGGCGGCGGCGGCGGUGGUGGCGAAAGCGGCGAGUGGCGGCCGACCGGAGAGUGGGUGGCCAGCUGGCGGGCCAAGCUCCCGCUGCAGACCAUUAUGCGGCUGCUGCAGGUGCUGGUGCCGCAAGUUGAGAAGAUAUGCAUCGACAAGGGCCUGACGGACGAGUCGGAGAUCCUGCGGUUCCUGCAGCACGGCACGCUGGUGGGGCUGCUGCCGGUGCCGCACCCCAUCCUCAUCCGCAAGUACCAGGCCAACGCGGGCACCGCCGCCUGGUUCCGCACCUACAUGUGGGGCGUCAUAUACAUACGUAACGUGGACCCGCCAAUAUGGUACGACACGGACGUGAAACUGUUCGAGAUACAGCGGGUGUGAAGUCGUAACGCGUUCUGAUCUCGUCGCCAGAAUGUACAGAAGUCGGCAAGCGUCGCGGGCGUAGAACAAAUACAAACGGGUAAAACAGAGGGCCUACCAUGAAAUGUUUUACGAAAUUUCGGGACCGAACGAAAUACAAAUUUGAUCUUAAAAUUACGUAAUAGAUAGGUAGAUAAAAAUAAAAUUGUAUCUAAUGCACUGACAUUUACAGUUUAAAAGCAGUCAACAAUAAAUAAUAGAAUGAAUUUUGGAACAUAAAAUAUUGCUUUCAACAA